Molecule: messenger RNA, 1089 nt
Organism: Daphnia pulicaria
Lineage: Eukaryota; Metazoa; Arthropoda; Branchiopoda; Diplostraca; Daphniidae
Product: polycomb group RING finger protein 3-like
Exons: 4
Coding region: 116-793 (225 amino acids)
Biological process (GO): regulation of transcription by RNA polymerase II
Cellular component (GO): PRC1 complex
Source: RefSeq, a predicted model, not a curated record
UAGAGACAGUUAAGACUAGUAGAGUCAUAUACCAUGGUAGAGUCUAGACUUGAGAAGUGUUGACUAGAGAAAGAGAUAUUAUUCAUAUUCUAGGCAUAAAGUUCUCUCUUUAAUAAUGGAAAGGAAAAUCAAACUACGUUCUUUGAAUAGCCACAUAAUCUGCAAAAUUUGUGGUGGUUAUCUCAUCGAUGCAACCACCGUCACCGAAUGUCUACAUACCUUUUGUAAAAGUUGCUUGGUUAAGCACCUUGAAGAAAACAAUACAUGCCCUUCCUGCAAUAUCAUGAUUCAUCAGUCCCAUCCACUUCAAUACAUCAGUUUUGAUCGGACCAUGCAAGACAUCGUUUACAAACUUGUCCCUGAUCUACAAGAUAAUGAAACCAAAAGAGAGAAAGACUUCUACUUCAACUGUGGAAUCAUUUGUCCAAAGGACAUGCUGACAAAUAAUGAACAUGUUGGUACCAACAAAGUCACAGAGGAUGAUGUGAAUGAUGCAGACUUGCACCGUCUUGAUGAACAGGUGAGCAUAUGUUUGGAAUGUGGAGCACAACAGUUGUCACAAUUACAACGAAGGUUUCUAAGAUGCUCAUCACAGGCCACUGUUACACACUUAAAGAAAUUUAUUGCCUUGAAACUUCUUGAUAGUAUUGAUGCUUAUCGAGAUGUUGAUAUUCUUUGUAAUGAUGAGUUGCUGGGAAAGGACCACACUUUGAAAUUUGUGAUUUUGACAAGAUGGAGAUUUAAAGAAGCUCCACUCAAGCUAGUGUACAGACCACGUGUGGAUUUGAUGUAAAAUUGAAUUGAUUCAUUUGUAAUAACUGAUCUCACCUGAGAAUCAAAUGACUGCUUUUGUUUCAUCAACUCCUUACCCUUGUAUUCUUAUAAAUGAUACUGUUGAUUGGAGUUUACAGUGACAUCAGUGUUACAGAAUCUAUUUUGUAAUUUCAAAAUGUUUUUCAGUGUCUUGGUUGAAUCUUGAAUGUUCAUUUUUUUUUUUUUUCAUUUCUUGGUGAAAAAUUGUAAGUAUGUACGUACAUAUAAAUGUGGUGAAUGUGAGGUUCAGGCUCAAUAAAGAAAUUAUCUCAGUUC